AUGGCCACACAAAUGAAGAAUCGCGGCAGGGAAGAGGGUCGCUGUGUAACGGGCCCUGCCUUACCUGCUGGCUCCUGCGCCCCUCCAGGCCGCGCCGACUGCUACCUGCCGCCAGUGAGCCAGCGGACAGCAACCGGCACCGUCUCCACAGCUCCGCACCAGCUCCGCAACACACGGCACACGGGCCGCCGCCGGCAACGCACAGAGAGGAUGGGAGAGCGGCGACAGCUGCGGCGACUUGCAGCAGUAUGGCUGCUGCUGUUGGCAGCCCUGGCGUGCGACGCGCGACCACAGGAUCCAGCGACCACGAAACUAGAAGCGGACAACGUCAUCACCGGUGGGGCGCUGCCCAGCACCACGGCGGCUGCUCCGCGGGAUUCUCAAAAGGAAAAAGAAGUGGCCCGUGACGUGAACAACAGCAGCAGCGGCGCGCUCGCGGGCACUCGCCGCUGGUCCCCGCGCAGAGGCUCUCCGGCGCUGGGGCCGUCCAUCGCGUCGGUGGCCGGGCAGCUGCUGCAGGACACGAGGACUCCGCCGCUGGUGCAGCAGCUCAGGGCGCAGGCAGAACUCCAGCACGGCCAGGGCCAGGUGGGCGGGCAGGGCGAGGCGGUGCCCGUGCUGCUGGAGGAGCACGAGCUGGCCGACGAGCGCCGCGUCCAGCAGCUGGUGGACAGGACUCGCGGGGGCGGCGGCGGCAGCACGGCGCGCCCCCAGCCAGGAAUCUCGACCUGGGUACUGCUGAGUGGGAGCAACUCGUCGCCACCUCCAGAGGAGCCUAGUACGACCACGACCACGACCGCGGCGCCCGCCAAGAACAAGAAGAACGGCGCCGGCAGCGGCAGGCCGGGGGCGGGAGCGGGGGCGGGAACCGGCGCGGCCGCGAGUACGACUGCGGCGCCACCCCCGCAGAAGGCCGCAGGCGGCAGGAAGCCGCCCCCGGGGGGCAGCCAGACUCCCCGGCCGCCGCCUUCCACCGCGGCCAACAACAAGUUUGUCCAGCAGUUUAGGCCGCUGCUGCACAGCAGGCCUGCCAAUCCACCGAAGCUGGCAACUGCGACUUCGACGGCCAGACCUCAGAGCACCACCACCACCACUACCAGCAGGACCACGACCACGAGCACUACUGCAGCGGCUGUGCCGGCGACCAAGAAGCCGCCUAAAACGACCACCACGACCACGGCUGUCCCCCCACCAGCGAAGGCGAACCGAACGGCGGAGCCAGACGGAGUGCAGCUGUUGCCCGCACUGACACGGCAGCCGCCCUCCAAGGCGAAGCCGGCCCCUGCCGCCCCCACCGCCGCCGCCUUCCGCCGUCGACCGGCCGCCAACACCACCACCACUUCCUCGACCGUCACCACCACCACGACCACAGCGGCCCCACAGCCAACUAGCACGACUGCUCAACAACCAGCCAAGGCCGCGACCAACAAGGGCAAGACCACCACCACAACCACCACCACCACCACGACCCCUACUUCAGUCACAAUUGUAGCCGCUAACGGGCCUGCAGAGGCUGCUGAAGACUCCACUGAGACGGCUCCGGAGGAGACGACGACGAAGCGACAGCGGCGCCCAGGGGCUCCCGGCGGCGGCAGCAAGAAGCGCAAGAAGAACAAGAACAAGCGCCGCAAGAGGCCGACGGCGCAGCAGGAGCAGCAGCCGGCCGAGAGCAAGGUGACGGACCUGUCUCCAGAGCUGAAGAGUCCAGGCAACGCCACCAGACCGGCUGGAAACAAGGAGAAGCGGCCGCUCUCCACCAGGAUCUACAACUACCUGGCCCGCGAGGUCAUGCCUUCUGUGGGCGUCGGCCUCAUCGGACUGGUGGUGACGGCCGGCCUCGCAGGUCUGAUGCUGUACCCAUUUGGUGGAGGAGUCGCCGCUCGGCGCACAUACGAAGAAGAGGAGGCUACGCACAGGCUGCGGUACCCCCACCAGGGGGGCUUCCUCUACUACGAGGGCGCUGGGCCUGACGGAAAGCCUGAAGAAGCUGUCCUCCGGGAGGUGUUUGAAGGUAUGGCGCCAGCGGACGAACCAAUAUCGUCUUACCAUCAGCCGCAGGCCAGUGAUGACUCUGAUGGCACAUACAGUUACUCGGCAGGGCCCGUAGCGUCCGGAUACAGUGGCCACCACUACUCGGCCUCUUAUGGGGCGAUGGCGUCGUCGACAACUCCACCUUCAGCAGGGCAGCCCGGACCGUACUACAGUGGCCACGCUGCCGCUGCCGCUGCCGCUGCUGACUACCGUCGACCUCAGUACCACCAACGGCUGGAGGCCACUCCAAAGCACGCGGCCACAGCAGCGUCGCCGGUGGCGGCCGCAGGAUCCGUGUCUCCGGAGAAGUUCUACGGUUCGGAGGCCGUGCACGUGAGGACGGCUGACGUUCCAAAGUACGGCACGGGAGACAGUUCGCAAGCCUUCUCUGAAGAGCGCCAGCGCCAGCAGGACAAGGCCAUCGGGUACUCUGUGGUCGCUGCCGGGGACAGAGUGGGCACAGUGGAGGUGGCGUACGGAGGCCGAGUCAGGCACCACCAGGUCGCCGAGGCUUCGUCUGCCAUCGCAGAACACGGACCUCGGAGCCUCGGCACUGACACAGGUACGGUGACUGUGCGAGAAGCUGGAGCCACUGAAGCUACACGUAUCGAGGCGCGCAAGCGCAGAGACAUUGCUGAAGAUGAAGUGGUCAGUCCAGACUCGCUGCUUCUGGACAAUGACAUCGAUGUGGUCUGGGCCAAGGAGAAGAAGUGGCCACCAAAGAAGGAGAUCGGAAGUGCUAAACAGCCCAUCAAAUGGAUAAAUGUCGACUCGAGUCCCGUCCAAGACUCGAAGACUUCUACUUUGGGUGGACUUACAAGCACAAGCAAAACAAAUAUUAUGGUGGAGAAGAGCACAAAUUUGCCAGUAACGACCGAAUCUGCCACACCGUUCAGUGAGGCUGAUGAAGAGACGAGCAGCAGCACACGACUCUCAGCUGCCGACAUGGACUCACAGACCACAACUGAUCAGGCACGUCUGUCAGAGGACACCAGUGGUGAACCAGCCGUCUUCGUCACUGAGGUAGUGUCGCCGACAGAGGAAUCCCACACAGCAGCACCACCCAACAGCACAGAAGGUGAAGGUCUGGUUACGCUCAGAGGCCCUCCAGUCGAGGAAUCUCCCACUAAUGCUGCCGACAGCUCUUCGGCAUCUGUCCAGCACAACCAGAUGUCUUUCACGGAUGUCCUGCGAAGGAUCGCCCAGUUCAAGAUGAGGUUGGGGCUGAGUCUGUUGAAGAGCACUUCCGAGGCAUUCUCGCGGUACCUCGGCACCGUGCAAGAGCGCAUGGAAGAGACCCUGGCCGAAGCUCGUCGUGCCAGGUACCAAAACGGUCCAGGCGACGGGUCAGCAGGCGUCGCCUUCUGGAAUGCAGUACGCCGGGCGCAGAGGGGGCUCUUCGACACGCACCGGCAUCGGGAUGAGUGAUGGUGACGCAUCCAAAGGAUGGACUCCGCAAACGGACUCAACUUGACGAGUACGGUGCAUGGAACACUGCAGACUUGGGUGCCGAAAGGCAGGUGAUACUCUCUGAGAGGGCCUCUCUAUAUUACGAGGCGAGGACCAUUUCGCGCUACUUACGACUUCAACGAAGGUAAAAUACAUGUAGGGGCAUAUAUGACUCGCAGAGUUCGCAAGACGCAGACAACAGUUUUAGCUAGUGCCAAAGCAUCAAGGAUUUCUGCAGGGGAAACAUUUCAGUUUUCGGGCGCCGCAGGCUAGAAUGGCCGCCAAAAACAUGUGAGGGUGGUCUGAAUGUGUUUUUUGUUCAGAUGGUGAGACCAACGAUACGUAGCUUGUAACCCAUGUCCAACACCGGGGCCCAUCUGAUAGGAAAUCACUCAAUAUUCGUGUGCUCGUGAUUGGAAUGGAGGCCAAACAUUUGUGGGUCCAUAAUGCAACGAAACAUUCGGUACUUCUAGUGGGAAACCAUUGAAUUUUCAAGUACUUUCAACUUGAAUACAGAUUGGUAAUGUCUGAGUUGCUCUCGACCUAUACCUCGAUAAGGACGUUGUGGAUUCUAGACCGACAUGACUUGCAGAACACAUCAUACUAUGAGGCAUCUACGUUAGGGAACCACUUUUCGCGCAUUUAAGAGUGUAAUACUGAUUGUAACGUUUGGGAUACUCAGAUUAUUAUUGCUCGCCCAGGUGUGUGACUACAUGGACAAGAGGACAUAAUUAACGACCAAUUACCCUGGAUAAUUACUACAUUUCAUGAGUACAUUAAGCAGGAUUGGAGACACAUAAUAUAUGGGGGGUUUCUGAAUCUUUGUUCGUCGUGGUGUGGUUGUAACUAGAUGUAUAUAGCUUGUUGCGUAUGUUAAAAAGUGGGGCUCUUCUGGUGGGAAACCAGUUCAUGCUCGUUCACUCUUAGCUGGAGGGAGGGAUCCCGACAGCUGUGAGUUUGUGACUUGCUUUUGACCAGAUGUGGACGUAAUUUGACAAGCAUGACACUCAGACAUGUCAGAACGCGGAGUACAUGUAGUGGGAAACCUCGUCGGCUUUCGUUCUAUUGCAGCUAGAACACAGGACCAUAAUAUUUGAACUAUCUCUCAUUCGUCUCUGUAUCAAAUCAUGGAAGUGGCAACUAAGAUAUCACAGAACACAUAUG
Schistocerca gregaria is the source of this 4644-nucleotide messenger RNA. RefSeq lists its product as uncharacterized. The record is from RefSeq and is a predicted model, not a curated record. Lineage: Eukaryota; Metazoa; Arthropoda; Insecta; Orthoptera; Acrididae. The transcript is spliced from 11 exons. Bases 1 to 3459 code for a protein of 1152 amino acids.